CCAGUACACUUAGAAGAAGAAAUAGCCACGAUUGAAACCAAACUAAUCAAACUAGCCAAACGUUACGAUUCCAAAGCACUAAACAAGCGGGGCAAAGAGGCUAAGAAAGAAGAAGAAGAACUAGAGCAAUUGUCGAAAAGGGGAGAUUUUAGAGCACUGGCCGAACUACUCCUAAAAUCGGACAAAGAGGUAGAAAAAGGAGUAUCUAAAGCUGAGUUGGCAAUGUUAGAUAAGGCCAAAGCAAUUAUAAACGCUACAAAUCCAGAAGUAGACGAAGUGAUGACAGGUAGUAAACCCACAAAGGCAGACAUAGUAUACGGGGCGAUCCAGCGCAAGCUAACUCAAAUCAGUGGAUAUAAAGAAAUGAAGGCCCCAAAAGCGAUUGGUCCCAAGCCCAUAAAGUCACAACCAUCCAUCUUACCAGCCCAACUAAGCGUCUCCCAAACAAAUGAACCUGACAUAAACAACGACACACUUCACCUAAAAGACAGCACAAUCGAUUCUAUUCCUAUUCUCUACAAAGCCAAUCCUUGUUUAAACCUUAUACCCCGUGCGCAAACUUUCGAUCAGAAAUCAACUCCGAUUGAAGAACUUGAGUCAUUUUUUGAUAGCGAUAUAAUUAAACUAUCCGAGUUGAAGCAAAAGAAUUGUACACUUAAGUUAAACUCAAAGGAAGAAAAGCUUCUCCAGAAGUUUCUAAGUAUCAGCAACAAUCGUAUAGCAACAUAUAAACCACUCCCUGUUUGGAAAAUGUUUGAUAUCAACAGAGCUAAUCAACCCCAAAAGUAUGGACUAUCUGCCACUGCGUUGCAUGCUAAAGAUAUGUUUCUCCAGCGUCUUGAUUGGAAAGAAAGUGAACUGAUGGGGGUAUUAGAUGUCUUAAAGAAGUUCAGUAAAAUCAUACUCAAUGUGGAAAAAGUCUGGCUAUGGUAUCCUUGCAACUCUGCAGGUUGGUUGGUCCUAGCCCAGCUCUUAACACUGCUCGAAAACUCAGAGUUGAGUGCUAGGAUGAAACCUCUUGAGAUUCUUAUCACUUUGCCGAACAUAACUUGCCCUUCUUCUGUGCUAUCAUUCAACAAUGUUGAUUUGCAGACCCAAUUCCGAAAGCAAAUUGAGAAGAUUGAAAAGUCGCGAUACAUUAUCACCAUGGAUAGUCAUAUGCUCACAUCAAAUGUGCAGGAGUUCAUUUGGCCACUAGUAACACAUUUAUCAAUAUCCAGAAUAGAUCUAAUCCAUCCCAUUAUAACCAAGAUAGACUUUUUCGAUGACGUCAACUGGGUAGACCAUUUCAGCCUCAAAAUACACUUAGACUACAAAGAGGACACUAUUGUUAGUUUAGGAGCCAGGACCGCGAAAGGUAAAGUUCUCCCAACCUGUGAAUACCUAAACAUCUGCACAAACUAUCCAUACCCAAACACCCCCCUAGAAUCUACCAGCACCUCGAAGAUCUAUGUCGUAAACCUUGAUGGAUAUCUACAACCCAAAUCUUCUAAUGAGAAGGACAAAUUCUUAACUACAAAUCUAUUAUUGACCGCUGAUGUUUUAGUAUCCUAUGCAACCUUU
Nematocida homosporus is the source of this 1563-nucleotide messenger RNA. RefSeq lists its product as uncharacterized. The record is from RefSeq and is a predicted model, not a curated record. Lineage: Eukaryota; Fungi; Microsporidia. The annotation marks the transcript as partial. The transcript has a single exon.